AUGAAGCAAACAGAUCUCCAGUAUGAAGCCAAAACCAGCUUUUUCAGAACCUUAUGGGCUAAACCCAACAAAACCGCCUCGUUGGACCUCAUUCACCUCUUCAGCGACUGCAUCCAGACGGCUUCAUCCAGAACAAAGGAGUAUCUACUUUUCAGGGACCCGGAGAACAAGUUCCACCCGAGUCCUUCAACCCUAAGCGAGAUCUUUCUGAUGACCUACAUCCAGCACAGCAGCCUGCUGAAACUCACCGACACGUUCAACUGCACAGCCAUGACCCCAGAACAGAGGAUCCUGCUGGGCGCCCACUGGGUCUGGGCCGUGUUAGAUCAGCCGAGCAAGAACCCCCGAAUCCAGAUCGCGGUCCAGGUUUUUCAUCUGCCAGAAAGAACGGAGGAGAACGACGAAGAGCUGUCUUUAGAUAUCUACAGAGACAUUAUGCGCAUGGCCGGGAUGGAUGUGGUAGAAAGAACCCAAGCUGAGAGGAUGGUGGAGUUCUGCGCUUCCAUCGGUAGAGACUGUUAUGCGCUUUUCCUCUUUUUUGGGCGCCAAAAUGACGAGGGGAACAUUUACGGGCUGCUGAGUAACAAUCUUCAAGCAGCUGUGGGGAAGUGUGUGAGGAUUGACCAGGUCUUUAUCGAUUACUUCUUCAAAGGUGCAAAAUGCUUUGUCACUCCAAGUGAGAUGUUGCAAGGAGUGGUUGGUAAGGAGGGUGACGGUCCUCUGACCAUGCUUGUUAAAUUUACCUAACAGCUGAGCUGUUCUUACUAGAUUUAUUAAAAUUUUUGUGGGUUAUUCUAAUGUGCUGCUCACCACUUAGCAACAGAUGUUUUGCUUGCUGCACUGGAUCUGUAUGUUAAUGUUUUUCCCAAGACUUUCCAGCUUUAUAACUAGUUAUCUGUCUCCAGGAUUACUGAACUGUUACUAGAUGCAAUUAAAAUGCAAAGUAUUGUGCAUAAAUAAAUAUUUUUGCUGACACGUUUUGUAGUU
Messenger RNA from Labeo rohita (rohu), 987 nucleotides. RefSeq names its product RAB15 effector protein (gene rep15). The record is from RefSeq and is a predicted model, not a curated record. The transcript has a single exon. The coding region runs from base 1 to 747 and encodes 248 amino acids. Gene Ontology annotation, biological process: receptor recycling. NCBI's taxonomy places the organism in Eukaryota, Metazoa, Chordata, Actinopteri, Cypriniformes, Cyprinidae.